CUCUGUUAAAUGGCGGCGGCCUCGACGGCAGAUGGUGUUUAGAGAGUCACUUAAAUUCUUGUCAGGUAGUCUUGGCAACAUGGCUGAAGAAGGAGCUAGUGUAUCUCCUGGAGCUGAUCAAAGAGAAACGAGUGACCUAACUGAUUUAAGUGUGACAGAGGAAAAUGAAAAGUCCAGUCCCUCAACUGACACUCAGGUGGAAACGGGUGAGCCUGGGACUGAUGUGUAUCGAUACAUCAAGGGUGAUCUUUUUACAUCUGAGAUUUACAAGAUAGAAAUUCAAAACCUCCCAAAGUUUGUAAGCUUCAGUGAUUUGCGAAAAUUCCUCAGCAGAAAUAAUCUGGUUCCUCAUAAAAUUAAACUGUUUGGUAAACAACCUUUUGCAUUUGUGACUUUUAAAGAAGAGAAAGAUCGAGAUCGAGCCAUGGAAGUUCUUCAGGGUCAAGUGUGGAAAAACAAGAACUUGCAUGUCCGAUUAGCUAAGCCAAAAGCAGAUCCAAUUGCCAAAAAACGAAAGCAGGAGGGGACUGAGAAUGGUGAUCCUGAGCUGAAACGUCCUGCUCCAGUGGAAGUUUCAGAUAGACCGUUAAGUGAACAGAUUGCAGAUGUUGUGACACCUUUGUGGAACAUUCCAUACGAAGAGCAAUUGAAAAAGAAAGAGCAAAAUGUCUUGCAAGUCUUGGGAAUGUUGACCACGGAAAUAGUAGCCCACAAUCGAGCUUUUGUGCCGUGGGUUUUUCAACAGAAAAAAACGCAUGGUGGAAUCUGUUGCCCUUUAGAGGGAGUGAAGCCAUCGCCAGUGCAGAGUGAAUACCGCAACAAGUGUGAGUUUCUAAUUGGCGUUGGAGCAAAUGGAGAAGAUAAAACUGUUGGAUGUCGCUUGGGUAAAUACAAGGGAGGAUCAUGCGCUGUUGUAGAGCCGUUUGAUACCGUUCAUAUUCCAGCCCAAAUAAAGGAAGUUGUCAAGGCAUUUCAGAAGUACCUAAGGUCAUCUCCUUAUUGUGUGUAUAAUCCAGAAACUUAUGAAGGUCACUGGAAGCAGUUGACUGUACGCAUUUCCAGAGCCAAGCAAAUUAUGGCCAUCGUUUACUUCAACCCUCAGAAAUUAAUGAAAUCAGAACUAAUGGAGGUGCAAGGCGAAUUAGCCAAAUAUUUCACAGAAGGUGAAGGGAAAGAUUGUGGAGUAACAUCACUUUACUUCGCAGAAGAAGGUCAAAGAAAAUCCCCCAACCUGGAAGAUUUGCCUUUGGACCACGUACAUGGAGACAAGUACAUAUAUGAAGAGCUCCUGGGACUUAAUUUCAGAAUUUCCCCUCAUGCAUUUUUCCAGGUGAACACCCUUGCUGCAGAAGUGCUUUAUUCCGCAGUGGGAGACUGGGCUGAUCUUAAUCAGGACAGCACCGUGUUGGAUGUUUGCUGUGGCACAGGAACUAUUGGGCUUUCUCUGGCAAAGAAUGUGAAGAAAGUCAUUGGAAUUGAGAUGUGCCAAGAAGCCAUCGAGGAUGCGAAAGUGAACACAGGACUAAAUGGUCUGUCCAAUGUGGAAUUCUUGUGUGGCAAAGCUGAAGACCUCUUUCCGACUGUAAUUAAUUCUUUAACGUCACAAAACUUGGUUGCUAUUGUGGACCCACCCAGAGCAGGACUACAUUCCAGAGUCGUGCUAGCAAUAAGAAGAGCAGAACACUUGAAGCGGCUAAUUUAUGUUGCUUGCAAUGCUCGAGCGGCAAUGAACAAUUUUGUGGACCUUUGCCGUGCCCCAUCUCACAGAGUGAAGGGAUCUCCUUUCCAUCCUGUUAAGGCCUUAGCUGUCGAUCUCUUUCCACAUACAAUGUAUUAUGAGCUGUUAAUAUUGUUUGAGAGAGUGGUGUGUUAGAACUGAUCAAGGCUAAAGCUCAUAUGAAUUCAGUAGUUUUAGCCCUACAAUCAGGGAAUUGUAUGAAUUAUUUCAAAUGGCAUUUCUUGUAUUGGUAUUUUAAUUACUUAUUGUGCAUAAUGUUUUAACUAAAACAGUAACGUGACUGCAAUCAUUAAAAAACAAAUUAGGAUUUUUCUCGGAAUUGUUUGGUAUGUAUUUCCCUCCUCAUGUGAAUUUAUUGGAGCUCAAUAAAGCCUGGUCAGUAUUUCACGGUUUUGAUUGUAUUUUAAUUUGUUUUCUAUUAUAGACCUAGAAACAUAGAAAUCUUACAGUACAAUACAGGCCCUUCGGCCCACAAAGCUGUGCUGAACAUGUCCUUACAUGAGAAAUUACCUAGGGUUACCCAUAGCCCUCUAUUUUUCUGAGCUCCAUAUACCUAUCCAGGAGUCUCUUAAAAGACCCUAUCGUAUCCGCCUCCACCACCAUCGCCAGCAGCCAAUUCCAUGCACUCACCACUCUCUACGGAAAAAAAAAACUCACCCCUGAUAUCUCCUCUGUACCUACUUGUAAGCACCUUAAAACUGUGCCCUCUUGUGCUAGAAAUUUCCGCCCUGGGAAAAAGCCUCUGACUAUCCACACGAUCAAUGCCUCUCAUCAUCUUAUACACCUCUAUCAGGUCACCUCUCAUCUUCCAUCGCUCCAAGGAAAUAAGGCCGAGUUCACCCAGCCUAUUCUCAUAAGGCCUGCUCCCCGAUCCAGGCAACAUCCUUGUAAAUCUCCUCUGCACCCUUUCUAUGGUUGCCACAUCCUUCCUGUGGUGAGGCGACCAGAACUGAGCACAGUACUCAAGUGGGGUCUGACUGGGGUCCUACAUAGCUGCAACAUUACCUCUUGGCUCCUAAACUCAAUCCCAUGAUUGAUGAAGGGCAAUGCAUCGUAUGCUUUCUCAACCACAGAGUCAACCUAUGCAGCAGCUUUGAGUGACCUAUGGACUUGGACCCCAAGAUCCCGCUGAUCAUCCAUACUGCCAAGAGUCUUACCAUUAAUACUAUAUUCUUUCAUCAUAUUUGACCUACCAAAAUGAACCACCUCACACUUAUCUGAGUUGAACUCUGUCUACCACUUCUCAUCCAGUUUGGCAUCCUAUCGAUGUCCCACUGUAACCUCUUAACAGCCCUCCACACCAUCCACAACACCUCCAACCUUUGUGUCACCAGCAAAUUUACUAACCCAUCCCUUCACUCCUUCAUCCAGGUUGUUUAUAAAAAUCACAAAGAGUAGGGGUCCCAGAACAGAUCCCUGAGGCACACCACUGGUCACCGGUCUCCAUGCAGAAUAUGACCUGUUUACAACCACUCUGUGCCUUCUGUGGGCAAGCCAGUUCUGGAUCCACAAAGCAAUUUCUCCUUGGAUACCAUGCCUCCUUACUUUCUCAAUAAGCCUUACAAUGGGGUACCUUGUCAAAUGCCUUGCUGAAAUCCAUAUACACUUCAUCUACAGCUCUACCUUCAUCAAUGUGUCUAGUCACAUCCUCAAGAAAUUCAGUGAGGCUCGUAAGGCAUGACCCGCCUUUCACAAAGCCAUGCUGAUUAUUCCUAAUCAUAUGCCUCUCCAAAUGUUCAUAAAUCCUGCUUCUCAGGAUCUUCUCCAUCAACUUACCAACCACUGAAGUAAGACUCACUGGUCUAUAAUUUCCUGGGCUAUGUCUACUCCCUUUCUUGAAUAAUGGAACAACAUCUGCAACCUUCUAAUCCACUGGAACCUCUCCCGUUCCCAUUGAUGGUACAAAGAUCAUCGCCAGAGGCUCAGCAAUCUACUCCCUCGCCUGUAGCCUGGGGUACAUCUCGUCCAGUCCCGGUGACUUAGCCAACUUGAUGCUUUCCAAAAGCUCCUGCACAUCCUCUUUCUUAAUAUCUACAUGCUCAAGCUUCUCAGUCCACUGUAAGUCAUCCCUACAAUCACCAAGAUCCUUUUCCAUAGUGAAUACUGAAGUAAAGUACUCACUAAGUAUCUGUGCUAUCUCCUCCAGUUCCAUACACACUUUUCCACUGUCACACUUGAUUGGUCCUAGUCUCUCACGUCUGAUCCUCUGGCUCUUAACAUACUUGUAGAAUGCCUUGGGGUUUUCCUUAAUCCAAGGCCUUCUCAUGGCCCAUUCUGGCCCUCCUAAUUUCUUUCUUGAACUCCUUCCUGUUAGCAUUAUAAUUUUCUAGCUUUCUAUCAUUACCUAGCUUUUUGAACCUUUCAUAAGCUCUUCUUUUCUUCUUGACUAGAUUUAUAACAGCCUUUGUGCACCACGGUUCCUGUACCAUACCAUCUUUUCCCUGUCUCAUUGCAAUGUACCUAUGCAGAACUCCAUGCAACUAUCGCCUGAACAUUUGCCACAUUUCUUCUGUACAUUUCCCUGAGAAUAUCUGUUUCCAAUUAAUGCUUCCAAGUUCUUGCUUGAUAGCCUCAUAUUUCCCCUUAUUCCAAUUAAAUGCUUUCCUAACUUGUCUGUUCCUAUCCCUCUCCAAUGUUAUGGUAAAGGAGAUAGAAUUGUGAUCACUAUCUCCAAAAUGCUCCUCCACUGAGAGAUCUGACACCUGACCAGGUUCAUUUCCCAAUACCAGAUCAAGUACAGCCUCUCCUCUUGUAGGCGUAUCUACAUAUUGUGUCAAGAAACCUUCCUGAACACACCUAACAAACUCCACCCCAUCUAAACCCCUCGCUCCAGGGACAUGCCAAUCAAAAUUUGGAAAUUAAAAUCUCCCACCACGGCAACCCUGUUAUUAUUACAUCUUUGCAGAAUCUGUCUCUCUAUCUGCUCCUUGAUGUCCCUGUUACUAUUGGAUGGUCUAUAAAAAAUACUCAGUAGAGUUAUUGACCCCUUCCUGUUCCUAACUUCCACCCACAGAAACUCUGUAGACAAUCCCUCCAUGUCUUCCUCCUUUACGACCGUGACACUAUCUCUGAUCAACAGUGCCACACCCCCACGUCUUUUGCCUCUCUCCCUGUCCUUUCUGAAACAUCAAAAGCCUGGCACUCGAAGUAACCAUUCCUGCCCCUGAGCCAUCCAAGUCUCUGUAAUGGCCACAACAUCAUAGCUACAAGUACUGAUCCACGCUUUAAGCUCAUCUGCUUUGUUGAUAAUGCUCCUAGCAUUAAAAUAGACACAUAUAUCAAACCAUUGGUCCGAGCCCAUCCCUUCUCGAUCACCUGCAUAUCCUCCCUCUUGCACUGUCUCCAAGCUUUCUCUAUUUAUGAGCCAACUUGCCUCUUCCUCAGUUUCUUCAUUUUGAUUCCCACCCCUUCCAGCAAUCCUAGUUUAAACUCUCCCCAAUAGCAUUAGCAAACCUCCCCACCAGGACCCUUUUUGUACAGGUCACACCUGCCCCAGAAAAGAUCCCAAUGAUCGAGAAAUCUGAAUCCCUGCCCCCUGCUCCAAUCUCUCAGCCACGCAUUUAUCCUCCACCUCACUCUGUUCCUAUACUCACUGUCGCGUAGCACAAGCAGUAAUCCCGAGAUGACUACCUUUGCUUCUCAACUUCCUUCCUAACUCCUUGUAGUCUUAAACAUAGAAACAUAGAAAACCUAUAGCACAAUACAGGCCCUUCGGCCCACAAAGUUGUGUUGAACAGGUCUUCUUUCAGGACCUCCUCUCUUUUUCUGCCAAUGUCAUUGGUACCAAUAUGUACCACGACCUCUGGCUGUCUUCCUUCCCACUUCAGGAUAUCUUGGACGCGAUCAGAAACCUCCCAGACCCUGGCACCUGGGAGGCAAACUACCAUCCGAGCUUCUUUUGCUGUCUGACCCCCUAACUAUUAGAGUCCCCUAAUACUGCCAUUCUCUCUUCCUUUCCCUACCCUUCUGAGCCACAGGGCCAGACUCUGUGCCAGAGGCGCAGCCACUGUUGUUUCCUCAGGUAGGCCGUUCCCCCCCCUACAGUACUCAAGCAGGAGUACUUAUCGUCAAGGGGUACAACCACAGGGGAACUCUCUGGUGUCUGAUUCCUGCCCUUCCCUCUCCUGACUGUUACCCACUUACCUGUCUCCCCAGGCGCCGGUGUGACUACCUACCUAUAGCCACUCUCUAUCACAUCCUCAUUCACCCUGACCAGAUGAAGGUUAUCGUGCUGUAUCUCCAGUUCUCCAACACGGUCCCUAAGGAGCUACAGCUCGACGCACCUGGCGCAAAUAUGGCCUUCCAGGAGGCUGGGAUUCUCCCAGACCGCCCACAUCUGACACCAAGUACAGAAAACCGGCCUCAUACACAUUCUUCCUGUCUGUUUUCUACACAGGCAACCUACCUCACCUCGACCCGUUAAUGCCUAAGUCCUGUUGAGCCAAAGCCUUCCUACUCUGUCUCCCUCUAUAUAUAAUGAAAUGGAAGUAAAACACAAGACCAUAAGAUAUAGAUUUCAUCAUGACUAAUCAAUUUCCCUCUCUGCCCCAAUCUCCUGACUUCUCCCUGUAUCUCUUCAUGCCCUGACUAUUCAAGAAUCUAUCAACCUCAGCCUCAAAUAUACCCAAUGACAGCUGCCUGUGUAAGGAGUGUGUGUAUGUGUCUGUCUCUCUCUCUCUCUCUCCCCUCCCCUCUCUCACUCUCCCUCUCCCUCUCCCCCCCUCUCUCUCCCUUCCUCCCUCCACCGUGGUUGGUCCCAGGCGGGGGAUCGAGGUGGUCGGAGGGGAUCGAAUGGUGGAAAGAAGACUCCGUUAAUUGAGCUCCAACGGUUGUGCACGAAGUAGUUGAACUUUGAUAAGUUUGGCGACUUUUACUUUUCUUUUAUAUUUUAUCUCUAUUAAUUACAUGGUUCCA
Messenger RNA from Mobula hypostoma (lesser devil ray), 6652 nucleotides. It is a transcript of the gene trmt2a, whose product is annotated as tRNA methyltransferase 2 homolog A. The transcript is spliced from 12 exons. Gene Ontology annotation, molecular function: RNA methyltransferase activity; RNA binding. Gene Ontology annotation, biological process: RNA processing. Bases 32 to 1873 code for a protein of 613 amino acids. NCBI's taxonomy places the organism in Eukaryota, Metazoa, Chordata, Chondrichthyes, Myliobatiformes, Myliobatidae. The record is from RefSeq and is a predicted model, not a curated record.